UGUUAAAUACUGAAUUAAUGAAUUUCAUAUCGUGGUUUGUGUGAAAAUUUGUGAAAAUUGUGAGAAUAUCGGUUAGUUCCAAACAUGUAACUGCACCUCGACAGAGGGAAAGCAUGUCUUCGCUGAAAGUGAUAAAGAACCGCAUAAGGUCAGUGAAUAACACAAAGAAAAUCUCGCAAACCAUGCGGAUGGUAUCAGCGGCAAAAUAUGCACGUGCUGAGAGAGAGCUUAAGGCAACAAGACCUCUCGGACAAGGAUCACAAGUGUUCCUCGAACAAGCUCAAGUGACACCUCCGGUGGACCUGGAGUUACAGUUAAUUGUAUCUCUUACGGGCGAUCGCGGACUUUGCGGCGCCAUCCACUCAGGGCUCUCGAAAGAGGUCGAAAAGGCACUAGAUAAGUCACCAAAAUUGAAGCUGGGUACAAAAUUCUUUUGCGUCGGUGAGAAAAAUCGUACUAUUCUGGCCCGCCUCUACCCGGAGAAGGUACUUUGGGUGGCUAGUGAAGUUGGUAAAAAGGUAAUGACUUUCAUAGACGCAGGACUCAUCGGGCAGAAAAUCCUCGAGAUAAUAAAGGAGCAUAACAUCGCCAGAACACAGAUAUAUUUUAACAAGUUUGUUAAUGCUGGGCUUUAUACCGUUGACACUGUGGACAUGUAUAAUCGAAGCACUGUCUUUGCGGGCAAGAACUUUGUCCUCUACGAUAUGAUCGAUGAGGAUACCGUUGACUGUUGGUUGGAGUUCAGUGCAGCUGCGACGAUUUUCUGGAUGCUCAAAGAAAGUUACGCGAGCGAGCAGUCGGCACGUAUGACAUCGAUGGAAAAUGCAACGAAAAAUGCAUCUGAAAUGAUAAAAAAUCUUACCCUAACCUAUAAUCGCACACGACAGGCAGUUAUUACUAAAGAACUAAUUGAAAUCAUAUCUGGAGCUAGUGCCGUCAAUUAAGUAAUCCAGUAGCUGAUAAAAAUUAGUGUAUAAUAUCUAACAUUAUUUUAAACAAGUGAUUUACUUGUUUACAAAACAGAUGUGAUAUCACGUUCCGAGGGUUUGCAGGUUUUCUUUCGUAGGUCAGGGUCUGUUUAGUUAAGGAGAUAAAAGCUUGUCAACUUAUUUUCUUGCGUUUAAUCUGUCCAGAUUCAACGGCUAGUCGCUAACUUUUGUUCCAUGAAUCUAUUAUAUGCAGGAGUGAAACUACUUUUAUUGUAAUAUCUAGACAGUGCGUGUACUCGAAAGAUCAGAUGUGAUUAUGUAACAGCAAAUAGUUUUCAUAAUAUUGGUCUCAAUUGUACCAUGUAAUGUGAAUUUUCAAUAACCGAGCAAUUUUUUAACUA
Messenger RNA from Orussus abietinus, 1330 nucleotides. RefSeq names its product ATP synthase subunit gamma, mitochondrial-like. Bases 114 to 944 code for a protein of 276 amino acids. Gene Ontology annotation, molecular function: proton-transporting ATP synthase activity, rotational mechanism. The transcript has 2 exons. NCBI's taxonomy places the organism in Eukaryota, Metazoa, Arthropoda, Insecta, Hymenoptera, Orussidae. The record is from RefSeq and is a predicted model, not a curated record. Gene Ontology annotation, biological process: proton motive force-driven ATP synthesis.